Messenger RNA from Populus euphratica (Euphrates poplar), 1587 nucleotides. RefSeq lists its product as uncharacterized. The transcript is spliced from 3 exons. NCBI's taxonomy places the organism in Eukaryota, Viridiplantae, Streptophyta, Magnoliopsida, Malpighiales, Salicaceae. Bases 37 to 1587 code for a protein of 516 amino acids. The record is from RefSeq and is a predicted model, not a curated record. Gene Ontology annotation, biological process: regulation of DNA-templated transcription. Gene Ontology annotation, molecular function: DNA binding.
UUUUAAGAGUUAAUAUUGUUAACGUCUUGGAGAAUAAUGGCGUCUUUAGAAGAAAAUUCUUCAGAGAGUCCUACCAUGGAGUUUACCGAGGAAUCAAUGCCGAACGUAGAGCAUUCUCUCACCACUACAAUAACACCAAACAUCACUUCAAAUUCCUCUGUAUCACCGCCCCAAAUCCUGAUCAAUUCAACCUCAUUGCCUCCUCCACGAGCACCAGUACCGCAGCCACCUUCUGCCACUGCUUCACCAUCACUAGCACUACAGUCACCUUCUACGCUUACAUUAGCAGCAGCAGCAGUGCCGCCGCCGCCACCCAGAUUCCCUAAUGACCGCGAUGACGAUCAUUAUUUCAAUAGUUUCCCACCUGGAUAUAGGUUUUGCCCGCAUGAUCAUGAGCUGGUGAUACAUUACUUGACCAAUAAGGUUAAAGGUUUGCCAUUGCCUCGGAACAAAAUUGUAGAUGUUAUUCUCUACCAAUACGAUCCCGAGUAUCUUGCAGAUAGAUACAAGAAAUUUGGGGAAAAAGAAUGGUACUUCUUCACACCUCGGGACAGAAAGUACAAGAAUGGAAGUAGACCUAAUCGAGCUGCCAAUGGUGGAUAUUGGAAAGCCACUGGAGCUGAUAAGAACAUCAUACAUGAUGAAGCUGUUGUUGGAUAUAGAAAGGCACUCGUUUAUUACACCGGGAAGGCUCCAAAGGGUGACAAAACCAACUGGAUAAUGCACGAGUUUAGAGUGAAUAAUCCACUUCCUCAAGUCAGAAAUCAUAGAGAUGACAUGAGGCUGGAUGACUGGGUUCUGUGCAGGAUUUACAAGAAACAGGAGAAGCGUAAUAAUAUCAGAAAUGGACAAAGGAAUGAGGAAUUUACUAAUGUCAUAAAUGAACAAAGGAAUGAGGAACAUUCUUCAGGGUCAAUGGAUGAUAUUGAUGAAGAUUAUCUCCAUGAUCAUAAUUCAAAUGAGCUGGCUGCUAUGGGCGCUGACUAUGCUGGGGAGAUUUACGACAUGGGUACCGGUUCUUUAGAGAAUGCUUUCCCAGUAUUUAAUGAGUUAAGUCAACAACCGACUGCUCUGAGAGGAUACUCAGAUGUUAUCAACUUUUUUCCAGCUCCUGCUCACCAUAGCAGGACGUUGCCAGAUACACAGGUCCCCAAUUUGGCUGAGACAUUUGGAAAUCCUGCCCCAGUUUUCCCCGUUAAUCCUGACAACUGGCCAUACAGGCAAAGGGGAUACCUCGAAGAGUUUCUGAAUCAUACGAACUGGUCUCAGGUUAACAUUCCCGGCCAAUCUUUUGACCGCUAUUCUGUCAAGCCAACUUUUCUUCCAGGAAAUCCUGCUCCUCUUGUCAACCUUCGUCCCACAAAUACUGCUCGUCCUUCUCACGGCCUUCCUUACAUGAAUACCGCUCCUCCAGCUGGCAGCCUUCCUCCUAUAAACACUGCUCAUCCUGCUGGCUGCCUCCCUCCCACAAAUACUCCUUUUCUUACCAGGCGCCAUCCUCCCACAAAUCCUGCAAAUAGUCAGCCAACGACACUGACGGAUGUUGGUGCCAAACCUCCAAGACAGCCUCCUCAGCACUUACGAUAA